CGUGGCCGGACGGCAGAUGGGUCCGCGGCGUCCCGAGGCGAGGCGCUGACGUGAGCUUGGCUCACCUGGGCGGGGAAGGUGAGGGCCGGUGUGGGACUGGGAGCGGAACCUGCAGUCCCUACCUGCGCAGAGCCAGGUGUUGCUUGCCCAACCGGCCGAGGAGAGCAGUGGCGACGGGUGAUCCUAACUGGGGACUUGGUUCGGAGGGACGUUCGCUUCUGGCAGCAGGAUUGAAGAAAGGUGGGGGCGCCAACGUCUGGAGCCUCGCUUGAGGGAGGGAGGACACGCCCGCCGGUGAAGAAGCGUCCCCUUCAGAGUUUGUGGGGAUCAUGGCUCUCCACCCCCGCAGAGUUCGGCUGAAGCCCUGGUUGGUGGCCCAAGUGGAUAGUGGCCUGUACCCUGGGCUCAUCUGGCUACAUAGGGACUCCAAACGCUUCCAGAUUCCCUGGAAACAUGCCACCCGGCAUAGCCCCCAACAGGAGGAGGAAAACACCAUUUUCAAGGCCUGGGCUGUGGAGACAGGGAAGUACCAGGAAGGGGUGGAUGACCCCGACCCAGCUAAAUGGAAGGCCCAGCUCCGCUGUGCGCUCAACAAGAGCAGGGAAUUCAACCUGAUGUACGACGGCACCAAGGAGGUGCCCAUGAACCCAGUGAAGAUAUAUCAAGUGUGUGACAUCCCCCAGCCCCAGGGCUCUAUCAUUAACCCAGGAUCCACUGGAUCUGCUCCUUGGGAUGAGAAAGAUAAUGAUGUGGAUGAAGAAGAUGAGGAAGAUGAGCUGGACCAGUCACAGCACCACGUUCCCAUCCAGGACACCUUCCCCUUCCUGAACAUCAAUGGUUCUCCCAUAGCACCAGCCAGUGUGGGCAACUGCAGUGUGGGCAACUGCAGCCCCGAAGCAGUGUGGCCCAAAACGGAACCUCUGGAGAUGGAAGUACCCCAGGCACCUAUACAGCCUUUCUAUAGCUCUCCAGAGCUGUGGAUCAGCUCUCUCCCAAUGACUGACCUGGACAUCAAAUUUCAGUACCGUGGGAAGGAGUAUGCACAGACCAUGACGGUGAGCAACCCCCAGGGCUGCAGGCUCUUCUAUGGAGACUUGGGUCCCAUGCCUGACCAGGAGGAGCUCUUUGGUCCCGUCAGCCUGGAACAGGUCAAGUUCCCAGGUCCGGAGCACAUCACCAAUGAGAAGCAGAAGCUGUUCACCAGCAAACUGCUAGACGUCAUGGACAGAGGACUGAUCCUGGAGGUCAGCGGUCAUGCCAUCUAUGCUAUCAGGCUGUGCCAGUGCAAGGUGUACUGGUCUGGGCCAUGUGCCCCAUCGCUUGUUGCCCCCAACCUGAUCGAGAGACAAAAGAAGGUCAAACUGUUUUGUCUGGAAACGUUCCUUAGUGAUCUCAUUGCCCACCAGAAAGGACAGAUAGAGAAACAGCCACCAUUUGAGAUCUACUUAUGCUUUGGGGAAGAAUGGCCAGAUGGGAAACCUCAGGAAAGGAAACUCAUCUUGGUUCAGGUCAUUCCAGUGGUGGCUCGGAUGAUCUAUGAGAUGUUUUCUGGUGAUUUCACACGAUCCUUUGACAGUGGCAGUGUCCGCCUGCAGAUCUCAACUCCAGACAUCAAGGAUAACAUUGUUGCUCAGCUGAAGCAGCUGUACCGCAUCCUGCAAACCCAGGAAAGCUGGCAGCCCAUGCAGCCCACCCCCAGCAUGCAACUGUCCCCUGCCCUGCCAGCCCAGAUGAAAUUAUACAUAAUUUAAACUCCAGGACCUAAAUGGAAAACAAGAUGCUUAUCUCUGGUUGCAGGUUCCAACCCUCCUGAAUACUGAUACCUAUGUGUGCCAUGCCAUAUUAAGAAAGUCCAUGUCUGGUCUGCUACCCUUAAAGCAAGCCACCUCCUACUUGCUACUGUAGUUGAGCUAGCUGUAAAGUUGGGCUAGCUUUAUUUCAAAAACCCCUCAAUCACAAGUGGCAAUGGACUUAUUUAGAAAGCUUAAGCUGUGGUUUUAGGGUCUCUAAGGGACCUAGUAGUAUCUGCUGUUACUAAAGCAUGACCAAGAGAAAUCUGGGUGUUCUCUCUAAGGGACCUAGUAGAAUCUGCUGUUACUAAAGCAUGACCAAGAGAAAUCUGGGUGCUCAGGUGCUCAGCUGUAAGCAGAAGUUGGGCUUCUAGAGACCAGGAAAUGUGCAAGGUAUAGGAACUUUAUAUUUUGGGGGCAUUCUUUUGAGUGGGUGAAGUGAGGGAUUUGGUCUUGAUGUCUGGCUCCCUCUGUCUCUUAUCUGCAAAGCUCAAAGUUAAAAAGAACCCACAGAAAAUACAUUGGGAGGGCAACUGCUGGAUCUGGGCUGGUCCCUUCCCCUUAUUCUGUGAGAUGCUAACAGCCAGGCUGUACACCUGGGUGGGGGCCCAGAAAAUGUGAGCUGGCAAAGGGUGUAGAGAACAGUGUUCUUAAGUGCCAAGAAGGAUCGAACUUUUAGUAUGUGAUUGUAAUGAAAAGCUGAUGAAUAUGUUAGAGGAAUGGAUGAGUGGUUUUAUGUAGUCUUAACCCAGUAGUGUAGUUUCUUCCUUGUUCUUUAUCCUUUUCAGAAUACUGGGAGAGUGCACGCAGGGCUCUCCACUGAUCUCCCUCAGUGCUCCUUCUGUGGUCCUGAUGCCAGGUGUCCUUUCUUGGAGACUCAGUCUGCUAUCUCCUUUGGUGGCUACACCAAUCAUUCCCUUGGUGUUUUCUACUUCCUUGCCUUCACCUUGCUUAAGACUGGGAAGGGAGUUAGGUGGUGUCCCCAGCUUUUCAUUUUCUCACUGUCCACCCCACUAAACUAGAUUAGCUGUAGGUGUAAAUCGGGAGGGCAAAUGUUGGAUCUGGACUGGUCCCUUGCCCACAUAAUUAGGUCCCUGGCUAUAUGUUCCCAUAGCACCCUAUAGUUCCUCUUUCAGAAUAAUCAAUUCCCUUGUAAUUACUCAGUUUGUGUCCUGCAUGACUACAGACUUGCUGGAGGUAGGGACUUGGACUUUGCUGUCAGCCCUUAGCACAAUGUCUGGUACAUAGUAUGUUCUCAAAUAUUUAUUGUUAGAAUAAAUGCAUUAACUCAAUACGUCCUUCAUUUCAGAAACUGAUUGCU
Messenger RNA from Delphinapterus leucas (beluga whale), 3111 nucleotides. It is a transcript of the gene IRF6, whose product is annotated as interferon regulatory factor 6. The record is from RefSeq and is a predicted model, not a curated record. Gene Ontology annotation, molecular function: RNA polymerase II cis-regulatory region sequence-specific DNA binding; DNA-binding transcription factor activity, RNA polymerase II-specific; protein binding. Lineage: Eukaryota; Metazoa; Chordata; Mammalia; Artiodactyla; Monodontidae. Gene Ontology annotation, biological process: immune system process; regulation of transcription by RNA polymerase II. Gene Ontology annotation, cellular component: nucleus.